AUGGCUGAUCCACGCCAUCAGUUUGAAGCCUUGCAGGACCGCCACUUGCGAGGUUGCCUACUGCGUUUGCUCAACAUAUGCGAUUCCACUGGAUUUCUGGUCAAGCUGUGGAAAGAGAUGGCAAACGCUUUCGAGCCGGAUGGACGAGAGAUGUAUGUGGACGCAUGGCUUCCCCGUAUCACUGGCCUCAUCCGAUAUCUGCUCGAAGGGCUCGGCUUGCCGGACGACAACCGUGAUCGCACGACCAUGGCUUUGGAACUACUCGCCUACAAGGCACAAUGUCUUACCUUCUUGGGUUACACUCGCCCAAGGUUUACCUACUACCCAUUUGUGCUACUCUCACGAAACAUGGUACAAAUUGCACGCAUAUUCCCUCGCGGUGUCAUCCCCGAUCCGAUCCUUUGGCGCGCCUUAAUCUGCUUCGAGAGCCUAGGGAGAUCGGAUGCGAACGUUGCAUUCUGCGAUCUUCAACAAUGCGACGAGCUUAUGCUGACUCGAAGCACUGAUCCAAAUCCGGGCGAGAGAAGGUCUUACCAUAAGAUCGUGGAUGGAUAUGCCGGACGCAGCACCACAGAUACGCACCAGAAUUGA
This is a messenger RNA of Alternaria arbusti, 591 nucleotides long. RefSeq lists its product as uncharacterized. Lineage: Eukaryota; Fungi; Ascomycota; Dothideomycetes; Pleosporales; Pleosporaceae. The coding region runs from base 1 to 591 and encodes 196 amino acids. The record is from RefSeq and is a predicted model, not a curated record. The transcript is spliced from 2 exons.